CAACGACGGAAGCGACGCUUCCUGCAAGUAAAUAGCCUUCUCGUCUGUCUUUCUUCCCUCAUCACCUCACUCUCUCGUACUUUGCAUUCUCCAUCGCGGUUGCAUUCGCGUGCGUGUGCUGAAGACGGGCCACGACUCAGCGGAGCCUGACAAAGACUGUCCGCCAUGGAUUCGAUGCGCAGCCUCAACAAGUCACUGCCCAAGACAAGACGGCAGCCCGAUGUGCACCAGUCGUUCCGGACGGCGGCGUUAAACGUCACCAACUUGUAUAAGUCGGCGCUUGCCGACCUCGACAGGGCCCGCACCGACGGCUACCAAGAAGCUCUUGACGACCUGCUCGCGUUUCUGGACAAGGAGAACAUGGGCCUGGGCGACGGAGAGGGCUGGCGGAUACGGCAGUGGGCGACGGAGCGGCUGGAUGGAAGCCUGCCCAAGCAGUCGAGCAGCGACAGCGACGAAGAGUACCUCGACAGCAACCGUGCCAGGAGCUCCUCGCCCAUUAUGGACCGCAACCCCGGCAUGGAAGACUCAGGCACGCUGGAUCCGCCAACGGCUACGGAGCAACGAUGCGACUCGGCGCCUCCCCUUCAGAUGGAAGCCUCGACCACAGAGGCUGACAUGUCGCCGCUACACCACGUCUUCGAAUUCUCUGCCGCCCAAGCCUUCCCGUCCGAACCACCAAACGAAACCGCCUCGGCCGACAUGUCCGCUGCCGCUCGCCGUGCCUUCUCUGCGCCCCGCCGUCCCUCGAACCGCUCGUCCACCCGGAACCUCCAACGAUCCGCCGCUCAGAACCUCUUCCAACUAGGCACAGGCGCAGGCCAAAAGAGACGAUUGAUGAACGACUUCUUCAACGUCGAUGGCUCCAACGACCGACGAGACGGCUCGUCAGGCGGCGGACCCAAGCGCGGACGCAUGUCAUAGCAUACAAAUCUCCAAGCCUGAGAGGCCACUCGUCCGACUCCAGGCAAUGACACGAACGACGCUUCGACGAAUCACGACUACCUGCAUCAUACCCAGACGGCGCAUAGGGCUAGUGGAUCAUUUUUCAUACGCAUUGGGGGAGGCUUAAUAGACGCAUCCUGUGGUGUUCAUUGCUUUUGGAUCUAUAUACCUUUCUUUUCCUUCUCUAUGGGGCGGGACAUCAUUUAGUGGUGUGCAAGUAGAUAGCAAGAGAGAGCUUUUUUUUUGUGAAGGAGACGGUAUCAAUAAUAUUGUUCUAGGUCCUCAGUUCUCUUUCUGUUCUGUGGAAUUCCAACACGUUACAUGCCGUGCC
This is a messenger RNA of Alternaria alternata, 1276 nucleotides long. RefSeq lists its product as hypothetical. The coding region runs from base 166 to 924 and encodes 252 amino acids. Lineage: Eukaryota; Fungi; Ascomycota; Dothideomycetes; Pleosporales; Pleosporaceae. The record is from RefSeq and is a predicted model, not a curated record. The transcript has a single exon.